AUGUAUGCGAAUCCGGCGCGACCGAGGCAUUUUGUGGACGAGAGUCUGGACUAUCGGAUAAUGACGACCGCAGACUCCGACACCACAGUGGUAAGGUGUGGCAAGUUUAUUCUUCGCCAGAUUUUCGGUUCGGUUCGGAAAAUCAUCAGCCACUCUCGCGUUCUGCGGAGGUUCUUGUCGCUGAAGGGUUUGCCGACGCAAGAGGGAACCCUGUUGCUUUUCAAGGACAUGACCGAUGCCAUCGACAUGAUUGAAACAGCGAACGGGGUGAUGAUUUCCCACAUUGACGCUGGCAAGAUGGGAGCACAUCUGGAUGCGAUCACGUCCCGUUGGCUAGAAAAACGGGGACGUUUUGUGGAAAACGACCCCGAGUCCGGGCUGUACAAGAAACUGUUCCGCUUGAAAUUCAUCUACAACCAUCUGGACGAAGUUUAUUCGGACAAGUACAAUAUUUACCAGGCUGCGUACGUAGAUGCAGCGUAUGCCGUCCGAGCCGUGCUGUGCUUCGUGAUGCAGAUCAUUUCUUUCGCGGCGCUGAUGAAGGAGGGCGGUGGCAGUGGCAAAACAUCCUUGGCCGGUGACCGUCGAAGUGUGGUCGACGUGAUUCUGAUCGUCGUUACCAUCAUGUUUAUGUUUUUCAACCUGCCGGCGAAUUCAAUCACUUCGAGCAUGAGCCACAAUGUCGUGUUGUUCCACGUGUUUCUCAGCAUGAAGAUGUAUGGACGUCUCGCGUUCGUGGUGAUGGAUCUUGUAGUGAAUUUCUUUAUAAUCUCGCUGAUGCCGGUAGUGUCUGCUCGACUUUUGUACGACACCGACGACUCCGCCAGCAUAGUGGCGAAGAGUCUGUCCGUCUUCUUCGUCACGAGUCUCGACGACUCGGCGAUCACCAAGAGCGAAUCCAACAACAUGUCCGCUUCUCAGAGCGCGUUGCUGCGCGACGUGACGGAAAAGGUCGAUCAUUUCGUUGACUCCGACCGCUUGUGGUUCGUGGCCUACCUACCGUGGGUGGAAAUGCUGCUCCUCAUCGGGUCCGUCACCGUGUCGUACUCGAUCCUUCUAUGA
Ectocarpus siliculosus is the source of this 1062-nucleotide messenger RNA. The record is from the annotation of a GenBank genome assembly. NCBI's taxonomy places the organism in Eukaryota, Phaeophyceae, Ectocarpales, Ectocarpaceae.